AUGAACAUACGGACACUGUACAAGCCACUUGCAAUCCAGAGGAAGGCGUUCAAAGAUGUGGAACCUUUUACCUCUCUCGAAAGCUGUAGUAAUUGUGAUCAUAGUGUGGCAGAUGAGGUCGAUCCACGAAUCUGCAAGGUUCGGGUCGCGUUCGCCAAUUUGAGACAACUAUGGCGUCAAAACGGUAUAUCCAUGAAUCUCGAGGGAUGUGUGUAUCAGACUACAGUACGGACUGCUUUGUUGUACGGCUGUGAGGCUUGGCCUGUUCGAGCUGCGGAACUCGGAUGUCUUCAGGCUUUCUACAAUCGUUUUCUCAGAACCAUUGCUCGUGUGGGUUGGUGUCAGCGGAUCCAUUCAGGGGAAAUUAGAAGUUUGUUCCAUCCCCCUUCUUGUUGUCACACUUUUACGGUGGGAGCAAAAGUUCUCACAAUGACCUCCGAGGAGGGUGAGAAAAUAGAUCUUACUUCAUUCCCAUCACUGUAUCGCGAGGAAAACGUUAUACUCCACAAACUGUUCCACAAACAUGGCUACGAGUUGCGCAUCGCUGGAGGUGCCGUACGAGAUGUUUUGCUUGGUAUUACUCCCAAGGAUAUUGACUAUGCUACGGAUGCGACCCCAACGGAGAUGAAUGAGAUGUUCCUCUCGGAGAAUAUUCGAACCUUGAAUCGGAACGGAGAAACUCAUGGGACAGUCACUGUGCGAAUCAACGACAAGGCGAGUAUGUCUAUCAAUUUUGAAAUUACUACCCUGCGAAUCGAUUCCGAACCAGAUGGUCGGCACGCCAAGGUCGUGUUCACGGACGACUGGCGGUUGGACGCGGGUCGCAGGGAUCUGACAGUCAAUUCUAUGUUCCUUGGUUUGGAUUUGAGCACUCUUCCUGACAACCACGUUGGGAAUGCACAUCCAAGUGACCGGGAGGACACACACGGACUGGGUGUUCAACAACCGUCCACUUUGAACUCAAAGACUCCUCAGGUGUUUGGCCGCGUAUACGACUUUUUUGGUGGUAGGGGAGAUUUGAGCCGUCGUCAUAUUCGGUUUGUUGGGGAUGCCGCCACUCGCAUUCAGGAGGAUUAUUUGAGGAUUCUACGUUAUUUCCGAUUUCAUGGACGGUUGGCAAAUCCCGAUAAACAGGAUCUUCAUGAUCCGGACACCUUAGAGGCCAUACGUGAAAAUGCAGCUGGUCUGUCGAAAAUAGCUGGGGAGCGGUGUUGGGUUGAAUUGAAGAACAUACUUUCCUACCCGUCCACUCCGAUGCUUUUGCGGCGUAUGUUCGAUGCAGGCCUAUUUCCACAUCUUGGAUUUCCACUUGAUCCCAACUUUGCCGAGCUGGAUGCCGCAUGGCAACGGGGUAUCAAUAAUCGGACAACGUGCGCUGCCACACACUUGGCGGCCCUGCUAACAAGCACUGAAGAGGUUGAGACUCUGAACAAUCGUUUGAAAUUGUCCAACGCAGAGGUCCUUAUUCUCAUCUAUAUUAUAAAACACCGAGAAGAAUGCUCCCGGCUAACUGGGUUGGAUGCGCUGCCACAUUAUCAACAUGAACUUUUGCUUUCCAGGGAAUCCCAGAAUAAGAUUCGUCCGAUUCUCACCGAGAUGUUGUGCUAUGUCGGGUGUGAUCCAGAACUCAGUGCAAGUUGGGCACUGUGGGAGCCGCCGAAAUUCCCUGUCAGUGGGUAUGAGUUACAAUCAAAGUGGUCUGUCCCCCCUCGAGUUACGGGUGCCUUUUUGACGGUAUUGCGUCGUCAAUGGGUGGAGUCAAAUUGCAAGCUUACUAGUGAUGAGCUCCUGUGUGACGCGAAUCGCUCGGUGACGGAGGCCGCAGUUGAUAUGCUGGAUCCGGAACCUCCAUUGAGCCGGAAGGCAAAGAAAGCCAGACAUUAUUAA
Messenger RNA from Opisthorchis viverrini, 1887 nucleotides. RefSeq lists its product as hypothetical. The coding region runs from base 1 to 1887 and encodes 628 amino acids. Gene Ontology annotation, molecular function: RNA binding; nucleotidyltransferase activity. Gene Ontology annotation, biological process: RNA processing. NCBI's taxonomy places the organism in Eukaryota, Metazoa, Platyhelminthes, Trematoda, Opisthorchiida, Opisthorchiidae. The transcript is spliced from 5 exons. The record is from RefSeq and is a predicted model, not a curated record.